This is a messenger RNA of Aspergillus saccharolyticus JOP 1030-1, 1587 nucleotides long. RefSeq names its product MCT family MFS transporter. The coding region runs from base 1 to 1587 and encodes 528 amino acids. Gene Ontology annotation, molecular function: transmembrane transporter activity. The transcript has 3 exons. Gene Ontology annotation, cellular component: fungal-type vacuole membrane. NCBI's taxonomy places the organism in Eukaryota, Fungi, Ascomycota, Eurotiomycetes, Eurotiales, Aspergillaceae. Gene Ontology annotation, biological process: transmembrane transport. The record is from RefSeq and is a predicted model, not a curated record.
AUGAGACCAUCUGAUGCUCCUCCCAAAGCAUGCGAGUCAUGGUGUGGAAACCAAGUCAGCAAGAAUCUGCCAGAGCUCGGCAUUCACUCCGCCCGAAUCGGCUGCGGAUUCACACGAUUAGCCGAAUUGCCUGGGCACGGUCAUCUAGAUCGGAUGGCGGACUCAAAGGGUGAAGUCACGCUGUCUACUGGGACGGUGGCAGACCACAUCUCGGACUCAGCACCGAAGGAACCACCCCCGCAAACGCCCAAGAAUGAAGGGACCCCUGAGCCCACCCAUCCCAAAUGGCACUACAUCGCCAUCGUCGCCGCCGCCUGCCUCAUCAUGAUGACGACCUGCUCAUUCGUCUUCGCCUUCGGGGUGUACCAGUCGUUGUACGAGGAGAUGGCCGCACAGCCCAACACCCCGUUCACGGGCACCUCGACGGCGCUAAUCGACCUGAUCGGCACGCUGGCCAUCGCGCUGAUGUCCAUGGCCGGGCCGUACGCCACCUCGUGGUCGAAGCACUUCUCCCCCCAGGCCGUCAUCAUCGCCGGCGGCUGGGUGUUCGGCGUGGCGUACAUCCUGGCCAGCUUCAGCAAGACGCUGUGGCAGUUCGCUUUGACGCAGGGCCUGCUGCUCGGCGUGGGCUGCUGUCUCGCCUACGUCCCGACCAUGUCCGUCGCCCCGACCUGGUUCAGCGCCCGUCGCGGCCUUGCCAUGGGGGUGAUCAUCUCCGGCACGGGCAUCGGGGGGAUGAUGUGGCCGCCGGUCCUGCGGGCGAUGAUCUCGCACAUCGGAUUCCGGAACGCCCUGCGCGUUUCGGGGUGUGUAGCGACCACGAUUGUCAGCGCGGCGGGGGCCCUCCUGCGCUGGGAACCGCGCUUCCAUGAGAAACUCAAGCAACAACAACAACAAUCGCCUCCGACCGGCAAGAAAUACCUCCGCCUCCUCUUCAUCCCACUCAUCGACCGCCGCACCGCCCUCUCCGCGCGUUUCCUCGCGCAAGCGGCCGGGUGCUUCCUGCAAUCCGCCGCGUACAGCACCCCGCUCUUCUUCUACGUCUCCUUCGCCCAGACCCUGGGCUACAGCGCAUCCACCGCCGCGACCUUCCUGACAAUCAGCAACGCCUCCAACUUCCUCUCGCGCAUCGUCCUGGGCUACCUGGCCGACAAACUCGGGCGGAUCAACGCGCUCGCCGUGACCACCCUGCUGAGCGCCCUGUCCGUGUUCGCGUUCUGGUUCCCGGCCACGUUCGCCGCGGACAAGGGGGUGUCCACUCCGGCCGCGCGGGGAUGUUUCAUCGUCUUCACCGUGCUGUACGGCUCGUUCGCGAGCGCGUAUAUCUCGUUGUUCCCGGCCUCCCUGGUGGAGGUGUUCGGGGUGGAGCGGUUCACGAGCGUGAAUGGGGUGUUGUAUCUGAUCCGCGGCAUGGGGGCGUUGAUCGGCACCCCGUUGGUGGGGAUGUUGAUUCCGGAGCGCACCGCCUUGGUGUUGCCGCAGACGUAUCGGCGGGCGGCGGGGGUGGUUGGAGGGUUGUUGCUGGCCGCGGCGGGGGCGUGUUUCUGGGUGCGGUGGGAGAUGAGGAAUGGACGAUGGAGGGUUUAG